Sorex fumeus (smoky shrew) is the source of this 1872-nucleotide messenger RNA. It is a transcript of the gene NEK3, whose product is annotated as NIMA related kinase 3. The record is from RefSeq and is a predicted model, not a curated record. The transcript is spliced from 15 exons. Gene Ontology annotation, molecular function: protein kinase activity; ATP binding. Lineage: Eukaryota; Metazoa; Chordata; Mammalia; Eulipotyphla; Soricidae. Gene Ontology annotation, biological process: protein phosphorylation. The coding region runs from base 1 to 1524 and encodes 507 amino acids.
AUGGAUGGUUACACGGUCCUGAGAGUGAUCGGCGAGGGCUCCUUCGGCAGAGCCCUCUUGGUUCAGCAGAAGAGCAGUACCCAGAUGUUUGCCAUGAAGGAAAUAAGGCUUCCCAAGUCUUUCUCAGAUACACAGAAUUGUAGGAAAGAGGCAGUUCUGUUGGCCAGAAUGAAGCACCCUAAUGUGGUUGCCUUUAAGGAGUCAUUUGAAGCUGAAGGACAUCUGUAUAUUGUGAUGGAGUAUUGUGACGGGGGAGAUCUAAUGCAGAGGAUUAAACAUCAGAAAGGAAAGUUGUUUCCUGAAGAUGUGAUACUUAACUGGUUUACACAGAUGUGCCUUGGAGUAAACCACAUCCACAAGAAACGUGUAUUACACAGAGAUAUCAAGUCCAAGAAUAUCUUCCUCACUCAAAGCGGAAAAAUAAAACUGGGAGAUUUUGGAUCAGCCCGUCUUGUCUCCAAUCCUAUGGCGUUUGCUUGUACAUAUGUGGGAACACCCUAUUAUGUACCCCCAGAAAUUUGGGAGAACCUGCCUUAUAACAAUAAAAGCGACAUCUGGUCCUUGGGAUGCAUUCUGUAUGAACUGUGUACCCUUAAGCACCCAUUUCAGGCAAAUAGUUGGAAAAGUCUUAUCCUCAGAAUCUGUCAGGGGUCCAUCCGUCCGUUGCCGUCCCACUAUUCCUCUGAGCUGCAGCAGCUGCUCACACAGAUGUUUAAGAAGAACCCCUCACAUCGCCCUUCCACCACCACCCUGCUCGCUAGAGGAAUGCUGGCUCGGCUCAUCCGGAAGUGUCUGCCGCCCGAGAUAAUCACAGAAUAUGGUGAGCAGAUAUUAGAAGAAACGAAAAAAUCCAAGCAUAGUACACCAAAUAAAAAAGCAGGCCCUAACCGACUCAGGCGACCCAUGGAAGAAGAGGAGGUGAACCUGCCGCAGGGAGAAGAAGAGAGAAAGUCUAGCCACACUGAUCUAGAAAACAUCAAUAAAAAUUUGGUUGAAAGAGCAUUGCAGAGAAGAAACAGGGAAGAGAAAGGUAAGAAUUCAGUCCCUCCAGUGGAAACCAGCUCCCCAAAUCCUCUCAGGAGACAGUGGGGGAAAGACGCCUCCAACAGCACUCUGACGGCUUUGGAGAACGCGUCGGUACUCACCUCCAGCGUGAAGACAGGCGAUGAGGGAGGUGGCUCUGUGAUAAAGUACAGUGAAAAUAACACCCGUAAGCAGUGGCUCAAAGAGACUCCUGAAAGCGUGUUAAAUAUCCUUAAGAAUGCUGAUCUCAGCUUGGCGUUUCAGACGUACACAAUCUACAGACCAGGUCCAGAAGGGUUCUUGAAGGGGCCCCUGUGUGAAGAGACGGAAGCAUCGGACAGUGUUGAUGGAGAUCAAGAUUCUGUCGCCUUGGAUCCAGAGAGGCUUGAACCUAGACUGGAUGAUGAGGACACGGAUUUUGAGGAAGACGAUGACGACAGCUCUGACUGGGUGUCAGAACUUAAGCAGCGAGCUAACUGGCAAGACAUGUCUGAUGGAUAACGUGGAGGAAAUGUUCCCUAGUUGUGCUGAAUACGUGUUUCAAAGGAAGAAAUAAUGAUUGGGUAUACUAGCUAAUAGGAUGGAUGUUUCCCUUUGAAAACCGAAUGAAAGGAGGGAAUGCAAAAUAUUCAAAAUUGUUCUUGAUUAGUAUCGUGAUGUUAAAAAAAGUCUAGAAUUCCUGUGAGUUUAACCGAAAAGGAAAAAUCAGAAAAAUGAGUCUGUUUCCCACCAGCAAGAACAAAAACUGGGUGAUUGUGGCAACUUUUAACAUCUUUGAGCUGAAUUUCCUCACCAAGAAAAUGAGAGCAGUCAUGCUGACCUCACAGAGAAGCAGAUCAGAAGCCAUCU